UGCUGUAUCUUUGGAAAUAAAAAAAUAAAAUAAAAUAAUAAAACACAACCAGCUCUCAUUUUUCAAUAUAUUUAAUUCAUUCCUUCUUCUUCAACCUGUCGAAAUUUCAGCCACUUUCCUUCAAUUUUCUCCUCAAUCUGAAUCGGAAUCGGAAUCGGAAUCCGAUGUUAGAUUCUCUCCCGCCGGAGCUUUUGUUCUACAUCUUCCUCAAACUUCCCUCCAAAACCCUCAUCCUCUGCACCUGCGUUUCUAAACCAUGGCGUUCCUUCAUCACCGACCCUGCCUUCAUCCUCUCUCACCUCAAUCAAUCCAACACCAACCGCCACACCAAUCGCCGCCUCCUCCUCCUCCGCCGCUGCUACGCCACCGGCACCAAGAAAACCGAGCGCUACUCUCUGCAUUUCGAUUCCCAAACCUUGGAGAUUUACAAGGAAUUGAAGCUUCCUUAUGUUAAUUGGCACGACAAUUUCAAACUCGUUGGUUCUUCCAACGGAUUAUUGUGUUUAUUAGGUCCGAAUAUUUUCUUCUGGAAUCCUUCGAUUCAACGAUUCCUCGCUCUUCCUUGGCCUAGCGAUAUCUUCACCGUUUACGGCUCACCGUACAAGUACGCGCUUGGAUUUGGCUUCGAUUCUCGCGCAAACGACUUCAAGUUAGUCAGGUUAGUGUAUAUUGAAGGUGGACCGCCUAUGUAUGAUUAUGAACUUCCUCCUAGGGUUGAGUUGUAUCAGCUUAGUACUGGUUGUUGGCGACAAAUCACCGAUUCAGCUCCUUGCUAUGAAAUACUUAAAUCGCAAUGGACACAGAUUUUCAUGAACGAAGCUGUUCAUUGGAUUGCGUUCACUCGUAGUCGCAAAGGGUUUCGAUGUGUGAUUCUGAGAUUUCAUAUGGUUGGUGAAUUUUUCAGCACAAUUGCACUUCCGGAUUGUUUGGUGAAUGAAUUUCCACAGAAUUUGAAAGUUGCUGUUCUUGGAGGAGAACUUUGUGUUCUUCAAUGUGGUUGGUAUCCUUUUGGUAAUAGAUACGUUUCAUCUGUUUGGAUGCUUAGAAAAUAUGAUGUUUUUGAAUCUUGGGCAAAAAUUCUGAGUGUUGAUCCAUCUCAAGGGCUGGGAAUGGUUCUGGGUUGUAGAGAAAAUGGUGAAAUGCUCAUGACAUCUAGAAAUGGAGAACUGGUUUCGUAUAAACCAGAGAAUCAAAUUGUGAAGGGACUUGGCAUUCGUGGGGCUCAGGAUUCAUUCUUUGUGGAUACUUUUGUUGAGAGUUUAGCUCUUCUUAAUGAAGGGGAAAGAAUUGUGAAGCAAGAUUAUGAAGAUGAAGAUUGGGAGCUUGAAUAAUAUACACUCUCAACUCUCACCUGAAGCUUAAACAUUGGAUUGUAUCAACAGCAACGGAAUCACAAGGAUCAUCUAAGCACUCAAAUUUACUAAUCUUGGCAAAGUAUAAAGCAUGCUUUUGCAGAAAAAAAUGAGUUUCAAGAAAUACCUCUCGUAGAAAUUCUUCAAAGCUUCUUCACCAGCUAUCUUCUCCAAAUCUUGUUGUAGACCACCUAAAACAAGCUUGAAUCAAGGAUAGAAGAAGAAAUGCUCACUGUAGAAAAUCAGCUGAAGAACUUUUUCUUCAAACCAAUUUUUCUCUCAAAAUCUCUAUAGAUUGUAUGUUCAAUUUUCACUUCAAUCUUUUCAUUAUAUUGUAGAUCAACAUGCAAAGAAAAGAGUUGCAUGAGUUGUAGCUCGUGCUUGGAGAAGACAAGACAAAGAUAAUGUCAUCUGAGUGAGCUACUCGGUGAUGGAUAAUGGAAAAACCUUUUUUUUUCCA
Molecule: messenger RNA, 1812 nt
Organism: Benincasa hispida (wax gourd)
Lineage: Eukaryota; Viridiplantae; Streptophyta; Magnoliopsida; Cucurbitales; Cucurbitaceae
Product: F-box protein CPR1-like
Molecular function (GO): protein binding
Source: RefSeq, a predicted model, not a curated record